Durio zibethinus is the source of this 3142-nucleotide messenger RNA. NCBI's taxonomy places the organism in Eukaryota, Viridiplantae, Streptophyta, Magnoliopsida, Malvales, Malvaceae. The record is from RefSeq and is a predicted model, not a curated record.
CUACGAAGUAAAAUGAAAAUCUAGAACUGUUCUAUUUUUAAUAGAAUAUAUAUGGUCAAAAAGAGAUUUCGUGGAAGCUUUAAGUUUUGUGUUAAUUGGAUGGGUUGUUUUCCUUGUUUCGAUUCAAGGGAAGAAGAGAAGUUAAAUCCUGUCAAAGAGAACCAUGAUCGAGUGCAAGGGAGACCAACCGUUUACUCUAACAUUUCCAGCUUAUCUUCAGGUGGGGACAGGCUUAGAUCAAGAGGUAAUGGAGGGUCCGAAAGGGAACUACCAAGCCCCAGGGAUGGGCCUGGUGUCCAAAUCGCUGCUCAAACUUUUACUUUUUGUGAGCUUGCAGCUGCAACGAAGAAUUUCAUGCCGGAAUCUUUCUUACGCGAAGGUGGAUCUGGACGUGUGUAUAAAGGGCAGCUCGAGUGUUCUGGUCAGGUGGUUGCAGUCAAACGGUUGGAUAGAAAUGGUCUCCAGGGUAACAGGGAAUUUCUGGUUGAGGUUCUCAUUCUAAGCGUUCUUCAUCAUCCUAAUCUAGUUAACCUGAUUGGUUAUUGUGCUGAUGGAGAUCAGCGGCUUCUUGUCUAUGAAUUCAUGCCCUUGGGAUCCUUGGAAGAUCACCUUCAUGGUAAUAUUUGGUGCACUUCUAGUGCUCUAGUGAUAUAAAUUCUUUUUCGCAAUAAUAAAUUUUAUCCAGAGCAACUGUUCCUACGGCAAGCUUUAGAGCUUGACAAAGCUAUAUUCAACUUAUGAAUUUUAGCACUUUGAGUUUGGUGUAGCAUGUCAUUGUUAGGGUAAGGAACUUACAAACUUUUUGUAGACAUUAUUUUUCUAGCUCCAUAGAUUUUUCAUUGGAGACAAUGUUGUUCUGAAGAGGUAGGUAGUGUUAUCCAAAGAUACUGAAAUGAGUAUCUUUGACUGGAUAUGUUGCUAACAGAUUUGGGUAGAACAUAUUAUUUGGUCAUCUUUCAUGCCUGUUGUUUUUGUAAGUUGAACAAUACAUGAGAUCAUCUUGCUAGAAGAAAAUAUUUAAACUUUUACAUCAUUUCAAAUUUCAAAUUUAGGCAUUUAUCAUUCAUUCUCAUGUGGUGAAUAUAUUAUUGUUUUCUUUUAGUCUUGAAAAGUCAGUAAUAUUCAAGUAAGCUUCUAACAGCAUGCGAAAUAAAUGAUAAAUAAUUGCCCAUGAGGCUUUGUAGUUAUCUAUGCUUCUAGUUAUCAAAGAUAAUUUCUUUUUGUUAGCAAGUAAAGCAUUAGCAUAAUUAUUCAUAACAGCCUUAAAUAAAUUACUUAAAUAUUUUAGGGCAUUGCUGAAUUAUUCACUCUCUUUUUUUUUUUUUGUGUGUGUCUGUUAUCGAUUAGUUAAAGUCAAAUUAAACAUUUUCUUGUCUAAUAACAAGAUAUUCUUAUACUGUUUCUAUAUAAAACAACUUCAGUUAUUCUCUUGUUGUUUUUCCAUGAUAUUUUUUAUUGAUAUAGUGUCAAAUCUAUUUGAGGUGUCAUAGGAGCUUGUAUUAUUGUGGACUACCAAUAGAGAUAGGUGUAAAUAGAGUUAGAGCAAAAACAAAGAGAAAAGGGAGUGGUGAAGUGUUUAUUUCGUCUCCUUUCUAUAUGUACUCAUGCAUCUGAUCUGUUUUUGGACGGUCAAGUCAUUUUAAUCUGUUUAUCUUGCAUGGUAGAUACUUAGUUGUGGCUUUAAAUAUAUUUUAAUCUGUUUAUCUUACUUUGUAGAUACUUAGCUGUGGUUUUUACAUGUAUGUACUGAUGAGGUUAAUAUAUUUCUAUAAUUAAAAGUAAUGUACUUGCAACAUUAAUGUUUGUGCUUAUAAUUUUGGAUAAAACUUUGUUGGAAUAGUUGUCAUGUUGGGUUUUUCUGCCAUACUUUAUAGUUUGAGAAUUCAUACUGGAAAGUUUUAACGGAAUCCAAGUCUGUUGAGUUUUGCUAUCUAUGAGACGAGGACAUUGUUGUACUCCUUAGUUUUCAACAUGAGUUCAAGAUGACCUUGUGACUUGGCUAUUUGACAGCUAUAUUUUAUUAGAUUGAGGUUGAGCUUGGCAUUGUGGUUGACAUGCAAAACCAUGGUUUGCACUGCAACUGCUAUGCCAAACGAUGUGAACAUUUUCAGCCUAAUACCUCCAUGAUAAAGCAAAUCCUCCAACAUAUUACUGGAUGAAGGAUUUCACCCGAAGUUAUCUGAUUUUGGGCUUGCCAAACUUGGUCCUGUUGGAGAUAAAUCACAUGUUUCUACCAGGGUUAUGGGCACAUAUGGUUAUUGUGCUCCUGAGUAUGCCAUGACUGGUCAAUUGACUGUGAAAUCUGAUGUUUAUAGUUUCGGGGUUGUCUUCUUAGAGCUAAUUACUGGACGGAAAGCAUUUGACAGCACCCAACCCCACGGGGAACAGAACCUUGUCACAUGGGCACGUCCAUUAUUCAAUGACCGCCGCAAAUUUUCAAAAUUGGCUGAUCCACGAUUGCAGGGACGAUAUCCAAUGCGAGGUCUCUACCAAGCCCUAGAUGUGGCAUCCUUGUGCAUUCAAGAGCAGGCUGCCGCACGUCCUCUGAUUGGGGAUGUGGUCACUGCUCUCUCGUAUUUGGCAAAUCAGGCAUAUGAUCCUAAUGCAGCAGGGCAUGGCUACAGAGGCUCAGGAGAUAAGGAUGAUAAAAGAUGUAGAGAUGACAGAGGAGGAAGGGCAUCAAGGAAUGAUGGAGCAUCUGGCUGUAGGUGGGAUUUGGAAGGAUCUGAGAAGGAUGACUCCCCUAGAGAAACUGCCAGGAUUUUGAAUAGGGAUUUAGAGUAAAGACGUCUGGGUCAAUGUUAUCCUUGCUCUUGUAGGGUCCCCUUAUGUGAGAAACUUUUCAGUUGUCUGUACGUUGUGGUCUUCGUUGCACAAAACACACUUUACCAACUUCUUUAGAUAAUUUUCAACCAAUUUUUUGUUACUGUAUAUUUCAACGAGCCGUCUGGCUCUCAUCAAAAGGCUAUGUUUCAAGUUAGCCGGGUUUCAACUUUCUGGUCUCCCUCUUUCAACUCUUUAUCUGCUCCUUGUCAUAUCGUUAUGGUUAUUCAUUUUGUUUUAGGCCUUCGUUAUAAAAAAUUUUGUUAGUCUCAAAUAUAUAAAAAAAAAAAAAGGGAAAAAUAGGAUAGAUGAGAUAAAA